ACCUUGACGCCUCAACUUGAAGACAAGGAUACAAGUAGCCUGAAGGAUCACGAAUUGGCACAGUUGGAUACCGUGGCUACGCUACUGAGAUCGGAUUUUUUAUUGAGAAUCAGAUACAUUUUAAAUGAGAUGCAUCCACCACCUGUUGGAGUAACGUGUGCCUUAGAGAUACUCAUCCGUCUUGCGAGACAUUCGCACAUUACGGCAUUGAAUAUCUCGUCCACGCCAUAUUUGUUAGACACCAUUGUCCAGAAUUUUAUACCACUGUCUAUAGACCAAUUAGCGAUGCAGGACACGAUAAAGAACGUUUACGGGAUUCCCGUAGUUAAGGCGAUUAAGUUGUGUCGUGUUCUCGUCACGUAUGGCAAGAAGCCCGUCGCGCAGAAAUUGGAUAACUUCAAAAUUAUUCAAGCCAUCCUAACGUACAUUAGCAGUGAAACGAGGAACAAUGACAUAAGUCUCAGCAUCGAGAGCCUGCGGCUCUGGCGAAUAUUGUUGCAUUACGAAAUAGGAUUGGACAGUGUCGCAGGCGCCCAGUUAACUCUCAUAUCGCAAUUGCAGCUGUUAUUAAGUAAUCAUGAUAUUCAAAAUACAUCCGAGUUGGCGUGCGAGCACGCCGCGGCCUUAAUUGCUGUGGCGAGUCACGAGAAAACAUUAAAACCGAACAUCUCUACGUUGCUGGCGAAGUGGAGUACACAGUUGUCGUCGGUAUCUAAUGUAACGUGGGGUGUUAUGAAAUUAAUCGCAAAGAGUUUAUCCGCCGUUGACGAGAUUUCCGCAUUCAAAACAACGUGGCUAUCCAAUCAGCACGUUUUCUCAAAUCUUCGUUCCAGUUCAAAUUUAUUGAGCGACUGUAACACGACUACGGAUCGGGAACCAUCUUGCCUUCCAAAUUUGAAUGUUCUCACAGAGAACGGAGAGUUGCAGCCGAUCGUGUCGGUGCAUUCAUGCAUACCAUUCUUGGCGACGAUACUGAAUACGUUUCACAGUAGCUCACGCGUAGCAGAAAUUCGUGCAAUACUCGAACACCCGUCUUUCCGCAAAUACAUACGAGAGCUGGAAACGACCGAGUGGAGUUUGGAAAGAUCGUGGUACAGCAGAACGGAGUUCUAUCUUUUGACAGCGGUAGUAAAAUCAGCAUCCCUCCUCGGGGACACAAUCAAUAAUCAGACAGCGCAAAUUGUGUGGAGGAUCACCAUCAAGCUCAUCUCGUCAUUGCCCGCGGAUGCCACGGAUCACGUGAGGAAGCUCCUUCAAAUCGCGUUAUCGAACGAAAAAGUGAAUUUGGAAAUGAUCACUAACGAACUGGCCAAAUUAGAUCUGGCGUCCACGGUAGACCAGGUCAAGAUAGGCUCGCAUUCCGACGCGGCGUCGCUGUACGAGAGAUACGUCACGCCGAAUGGCGAUUGGAAUCAAGCGGCGAUGCCGAAGGACUGGCUGUUCUUGCCGCUGGUUCACAUGUACACAAAGUGCAAAAACGAUAUCAAAUUGCAGUCGGAGGAUAAGGACAGCGUCCUGACGGUGCUGAGCCUGACGUUGGUCCUGCCCGAUCUCAUGGAGAAGCUGUCGCCCACAUUGAGAUUCAGCAGACUGAUACUGGUGUACCUCUGCGACACCAUCUACCUGGACCGCGAUGUGUCCACGCUGCUGCUGAACGUUUUGUCGAAUCUGUUGAGGAGGUACCACACGCGAUUGAACUUCCAGACAGAGCUGCCGGGGCUGAGCUCCUUCACCGAUCUGUUCAUCGCGCUGUGCGAGCACUUCUGCUCGACCUCGUACGGCGACGACGGUUACGCCAUGACGUUGCUGGUGGCGGCGGCGCAACGGCACGAUCCGCACUAUCGAAAACUGCUGUGGUCGGAACACGCGGCCGCGCUGCGAUACCUGAAACUACCGCCGGAGAAGUUGGUGUUGCCGCUGAAGGAGUAUCUCUAUCCGGAGGAGGACGACACGUCGCUCAUAGAGAGCUACAUGACGGCGCUCGUUCGCGGAGUGGUCAGGGAGACGUGGUGCCCGGUUCCCUUUACGAUCGCCUUGCACCACUCGGCAAUGUAUCUGAAGCGCUCGAACAGGCUGGCGGUGCGAAUGCGUGCGCAAGUGGAGAAGUUGCGGAACAGAGAUAUCGCCGAUGCAUUGUUGCACUACGUACCACCGCAAUUAUGAUUGUAAGAUGAGAACAGAAAAGACGCGACGUGUGAUUUUGCAUUGUAUGUAAAUUGUAUAUAUUUCUUCUUAGAUUUCAUACCAGAGUGAUUGUUAAUUAUACAUUUAUAGGAGUAAGAAGUUGCAAAAAAAUUCCGUGCAUUGCGAUCUCUAAAAUUUGAUUCACUGUCCAUUCUUUUUCGUCAUCCACAUUAGGACGAGCAAGACUGAUUGCAGUGACAGUACAACGAACACACAGUGUGAAUAUUUAAAUACAUGCACGUGCCUCGAUUACGCCCACACGAUUGGUGCGACUUCGAGAAUGAAUGUUUAAUCCACGUUUGCAUAUGAGUCAUAUGACAUAUAUGACACCUUCUAAUAAAGUAUAAACAUAUAAUCGAGAA
Molecule: messenger RNA, 2546 nt
Organism: Temnothorax curvispinosus
Lineage: Eukaryota; Metazoa; Arthropoda; Insecta; Hymenoptera; Formicidae
Product: RNA polymerase II-associated protein 1-like
Exons: 6
Biological process (GO): transcription by RNA polymerase II
Cellular component (GO): nucleus
Source: RefSeq, a predicted model, not a curated record